Babesia bigemina is the source of this 1965-nucleotide messenger RNA. RefSeq lists its product as hypothetical. NCBI's taxonomy places the organism in Eukaryota, Apicomplexa, Aconoidasida, Piroplasmida, Babesiidae. The coding region runs from base 1 to 1965 and encodes 654 amino acids. The transcript is spliced from 3 exons. The record is from RefSeq and is a predicted model, not a curated record.
AUGGCCGACGUCGGCACACCCUUCCAUAUCCUACGCAAGACAAGAUUCACGCAGUGCCGAACAGCCUAUAACACCGUAAGGAAUGCCCUGCUGGGUCUACAGAACCGACCACUAUAUGUAGCGGAGCCAUUUGAAUUGCAUAGGAACAAAAGGCGCCUCAUCGCAAUCAAAAAGGCGGUCAGCGCUAGGAGAAACUCCAAGAAGGGCCCCUUCCACAGGCUACUUCCGCCGCACCCUUAUUCGAAUUUAUUCGGCGAUCCCACAUAUUAUUCCAACGAUGAGUUGUGCCGUACCUGUGUGAUGGCGUCCACAAUGCGCCUCGGAGAUCGCACUUUUUGGUGGCAGAUAGGUGAGAAAAUCAGGAAGGUCAGGGAUGUCAUUAACAUUGGUGACCUUCUGCGGUGCUUGGUGAGCCUAGCAACCGUAAAAUAUUUCGAUGCCGACCUGCUGCGGAUUACAGCCAGAGAGUUCGUUGACGAAAUGGACAAGCUGACGCUGCACGAAAUCGCACAACUGAUGCAAUGUUACGCACGGGCAAAUGUCUACUCUGUCGAUCUGGUGAAUUCCGCGGGGGAUCUUGUCGCUGGACGCCUAAUGGAAAUGGUGAGCGGUGACAUACAGGCAGAUGGUCCGAGUGACCACGCCAAUGAGGGCGAGGACGCGUCGAAAUGGCCACAGGCAACUUUAGGGCUCUUGGCAAAAUGUUUUAGAUUCUUCAACUACCAUAACCGAGAUCUCUAUCUUUCCAUAGCGUACCUGACCAUAAAAAAUUGGCGAAACCUUGACCUCUACGCAAAAUGCGCAACAUUUGCCAACUUGGACCAUAGGAACUUUCAGUCUCAACCAAACCAUGAGUCUAACGCAGCGUCAAUGGAAUGCGGUGAAGAAAUAUCACGCGAUACGACGCUGGCAUUAUUAAGGCAACUCGCCCAUUUCCCAGAUGGUUUCCAUCUCAAACGCCUAGACAGCAUCACGGAUGACGUCGACUUCGACGCGAUGGUGCCUUCGGCUCCCGAAGACAUCCAAGGAGAUUACGUUAAAGCACUGCAUGCGUUGUGCUGUGCUGUUAGUGCAGUCAAUAAUCUCGCGAGGGUCAGCUGUCGCGUUGUUGACAACGCCGCCUUUGUGCGUGAAAGCAUGGCAGCGGAAAACGUCCUACCCAUUAUCGGCUCGACGAUGGAGAAGAUGGCAGCCAUAUUGGCGCGCUCGAAGGUUUACUGGAGGGAGUUAGAAACAGCGUACAAGACGAUGGAUCUCACGCAGGUGGCAUUCGCCAGUGAAGGCAACACUGAUGAGGCGCCACACAAGUGCAUAAAAACGUGUCCCUACAUCAACACAGCCAAGCACGUGUUAAUCGAUGCCGCAAUGAAGAGCCUCUGUGCUGUCAACGCCGCCAUACGUUUCAAGGUUAACGCCGUACGUGCGGAAGGGCGACCAGUCUCUGACAGCGAGUUUUGUUUUGCUGUGGAUGACGACAAUGUUCAUUCCGAACUGUACCACUAUGUGGAUAGCAUCAAGUUGACUGCCAGCGAGAUGGCCGUUGUGCAGCAUUGGAUGGAUAUUGUAGAAACGUGCGGCUGCUCGUCACAGGAACCGGAGCUGCUGAGUUGUGCAUUGGAAACGUUGGCCGUCUUAUUGUGUGUGGAUUCGCAGAAAUCGGCUUUAUCCGUCGAGCGCGUUCAGGCAAUUCACGAUCUCUUGGCUCUGGAGGCGGUGAAGCAUCUGGUCAACAUUAGAGAAGAUGGGCGCUACCGUAUCAUGCUCGCUCUUCGACUUGGGAAGGUCGCUCCCAAUGCUUAUCUGGAACAUGCCUUGCAACGCUUCACGAAAUGCCUGCGCAAGAACAAAUGUAAGGUGAAGCUCCCGUUAGUGUCACCAUAUCGGGUGCUGUUGGAAGAAGGCACGGCACACGUGUUGCGCUCAAUGCGAUAUGCGGCGGAAUCGGAAACGCAGGCCGGCGCCUAA